Molecule: messenger RNA, 1577 nt
Organism: Porites evermanni
Lineage: Eukaryota; Metazoa; Cnidaria; Anthozoa; Scleractinia; Poritidae
Source: the annotation of a GenBank genome assembly
AUGAAUUAUGGACUUGUCAAGAAAGGUCUCUGGAGAGCAAUUUUGCUUUAUAUCUACGCGUUUUUAGGAGGUUGCAUAUUCUAUGUAAUUGAAAGAAAACCUGAGAGCAGUAGAGAGAUCUAUACAAGACUAACCGAACAACUUCAUCAAAAUUUUACGGCUAAAUUCAACAUUUCAAUGAAUCAAAGUGAUUUUGAGUUAUUCAUGAAAGAAGCAUUUUUCGUCGUGAAAACAGGGAAAAGAAUCGACUGGACUCUAUUUUCUGGUUUGAGCUUCACAAUGAUGUCAUUAACAACAAUAGGUAGGUUUUCAAAUUUUUAAACAUUCACAAUCACUGAUUUUGUGGCAAAAAACUUUUGCUAGCAUGAUCAUAACUACCGUAAGUGUUCUAUUUUUCUCUGUGAAGAUCUCGCGCUAUGUAACUGAAUUGUAAGGGAAUCCAAGACAUUGUUGGAUUCUGGAUCAAAGAGUGGACUCCUGUCCUUGUGCAUGUAAGGUGGAACUUGUAUUCUGGAUUCCAAUCGUAGGUGGGAUUCCAGAUUCCCUGAGCUUCAUUCCGGAUUCCACUUGCAAAAAUUUCCCGGAUUCCGGAAUCCGAGUUCGCUUACAUGGGGCUGGAUUAUAAAACAUAGCUAUUUAAAAUUACAGCUGGAUUUAUGGGACUGUUGGAAAACCAGUUUAUGGGACACGCGGAAAACCAGAUGACAAGGAAAGGAGAGGAGGAGACUACAAAAAAGACGUGGUCUUACUUAUAGUUUUGUAAUGGUUAUUAGGAAUUGGCCCAGUAAUGUUUUCAAAACUGCAGCCAGCAAAGGCCAAUACGCAACUCGUGAGAGGCGUCGGAUGAUUUCCAGCCACAAAGUCAAUAUUUCUACACAUGCCUGCUUGGAUAUUCUACGGCCUGUAUUUGUUUCUUUUUUUCAGGUUUUGGCAACAUCACGCCAGAAACUCCACUUGGACAAAUAAUCACCAUCGUGUACUGUAUCGUCGGUAUUCCCAUUUGCUUGGCCUUUCUAAAGACACUGGGUGAAACUAUUGCCAAGGUUGUUGAAAAAUUCGUGCUACUUGUGGAGAGACAGUUCUUUGGUAGGAGAAGACCUGAAAAGCUCAAGACAAAAAGCCUCUGCUUAACGUUUAUCCUGAUGGUAUUUACUCUUUGCCUCGGCGGAUUGACCCAAAUAUAUAUGGAAGAUUGGAGCUUUGUGGAAGGUAUCUAUGCGUUUUUUGCGACACUUUCGACGAUUGGCUAUGGUGACUAUAUUCCUGGGUGGAGUACUCUGACAAAAGCUACUGCUGCUGAAAAUAAGCGUGUUCAUCUUUGGCUGAUUCUUUCCGCUUUGGCGUUGCCAGGUAUGGCAGGACUUUGUGUGGUCAGCGCGGUAAUAAAUUCUCUCGUGGAUGCUCUUGAUGAGCUAAAGAUUCAGAUUCAUGUUCAAAGUAAGUGUCUCAGAUGCGAAAGGAAAGCCUCACGACACAACGAAACUGUGACUUUAGAAAAGUCGAACGAGGAUGUAAAUCUGGAAAAUAACUUCUUCCGAGUGCCAGUUAAGGAGAAGUUGAGAUCAGCAUCCAUAUGA